AUGCCUAGAUCGGAAAUCACAAAACUUAGACCUGCUAUCUAUUAGCAGCAUUAAUAGAUGAUUAGAAUGUAUGAAAAACUUCAAGAAUAAGACAGUAAAGAAAGAAAAAAUGAUAAAGAAGCAAAUAAGAUCUUAGAUGAGAUAAAACUUCUAAGAGUCAACAAAGAUUAAAGUAGUAUCAAAGAUCAAUUAAGAAAAGUAGAAAUAAAGACCCAUGACUACUAGCUUGAUUAGAUACCACCGAUCUAAUCUAUGACUAAUUAUACCAAUAGUGUUGCUCUUAACAAGAAAAAAUGGCCAAAAGGCAAAAACAGACCUAAAAAGACUAGUUCUUUUCUAGCAGUAACGAGACAAAGAAGGGAAGAGAAUUUUGUAUAAACUAGGCAGACCUCACCAGCCCCAGGAAAUUAUGUCCCGAAAUACACAUUUGUCUUUAAGAGGCCGCAGACAAAUUUAUUUUCAAAAUCUCAUCGGUUCAGUGAGGAAGUGAAUGCCUAUCUUGACAAACCAUUAGACUAGGUCUCCCCUUUCAACACUGAGAUGAAUAUCACUAAUUUUGAUAAUACUCUUAAUAGGUCCUAAAUGAGUCGAAGUUAAAUAGCACAUGAGAGAACUAAAACUGCUACUAAUUUGGAAAAAUCCCUAGAGAUGAUGAAUCAUUCAACAUUUGAUAGAAGGUAGAUGUAUAAUGCCUCAUUCAACUCUGAGGGUACAGAUUUUACAAAGAACAAACCUAUUUUAUGUGUGAGUUUUGACAAAUAGAUCCCUAGGAGAGAUAUCACUGAGAGUGUAAUCCAGCCUCAUGAAGAGCGUUUCAAAUUUCAAUCCUUUUAUUAACGAAAGUAUUCAACUAACGAAGCAAAUAAUAAAUUCUAUAGACUUUAAAAUUUAGCCUUCGAUAGAUAGUCAAGGAGGAAGGAUAUUUCACCUAUUACAAAUUCAGGAGGAUUUUAGUAUAAUUAUUAGGAAGCAUAGGACAAGAUAAAAUUCGACGAGAGUAUAAAGAAGACUCUACCAUUUUAAAGAGAAAAAAUAAAUUAUGAAAAGCUACACAAGAAAAUAGACCUUAGUAAACUCAAAAGGCCAAAAGAGAUCAUAAGUGGCAAAGCACUUAGAAGAAAAGUUAUGAUGGAAGAUGAACUUCUUAUUUACGACCUUGUUCUAAGACCACAAAUUAUAAAGUAGAUGAAAUUAAAAUAGGAAUAGGAUAAAAUCAUUACAGUGGAUCAAUUGUAUGAAGAAUAUUAAAGAUCCAAACAAAAAAUAGAAAAGAAAAAGCCAAAUUAUUUAUCAUGA
This is a messenger RNA of Stylonychia lemnae, 1296 nucleotides long. Lineage: Eukaryota; Ciliophora; Spirotrichea; Sporadotrichida; Oxytrichidae. The record is from the annotation of a GenBank genome assembly.